ACAAACAAAUAUUCAAAAAGAGUCAAAACAAAACCCCUCCCCAAAUUUCUCUCGUUCGCUUUCGGCUUCGCAACUGGUUUUCGCCCAGCGUAUGAACUAAUGGAUGCAAUACGUAAACAAGCUUCGAAGCUCAGAGAACAGGUCGCUAGACAGCAACAGGCUGUCCUCAAACAAUUUGCUGGUGGACUUGGAGGCUCUGAAGAUAUUGUAGCCAAUGAAGUAGAACUUCAACAACAACAAAAGCUUGAAAAGCUUUACAUAUCAACCCGAUCUGCUAAGCAUUUUCAACGCGAUAUUGUCCGUGGUGUCGAGGGUUUUAUUGUAACUGGAACCAAGCAAGUAGAAAUUGGUACCAAACUCUCUGAAGACAGCAGGAAAUAUGGUGCUGAGAACACUUGCACUAGUGGUAGUUCAUUAUCCAAAGCAGCAAUGAGUUAUAGUAGUGCUCGAAUGGAUAUCGAAAGGGAACGUGAAAUUCUCUUGAAAGCCCUUGGCACACAGGUUGCAGAGCCUUUGAGAGGUAUGGUAGUGGGAGCUCCUUUGGAGGAUGCAAGACGUCAUGCACAAAGAUACGAUAGAGUCAGACAAGAAGCUGAAGCUCAGGUGAUUGAAGUUGCAAGAAGGCAGGCAAAAGUGAGGGAAUCUAGUGGGAAUGUUGAUAAUUUGUCAAAAUUUGAAGCAGCUCAAGCUAGGCUUCAGGAGCUGAAGUCAAACAUGACUGUAUUGGGUAAAGAAGCUGUUGCUACCAUGUCAGCUGUUGAAGCUCAACAACAGAGAUUAACACUUCAACGACUUAUAUCCAUGGUUGAGGCUGAAAAACAUCAUCAUCAGAAAGUUCUAAACAUACUUGAUCGGCUUGAAGGGGAGAUGUUGCAAGAGCGUCAAAGAAUAGAUGCAUCUCCUAUUCCAAUGGCAGCAGCAGUUUCUUCUUCUCCAGCUCAUGAUGAAAUUGAAAUCAAUGGUGUAUCUGCUUCUCAGAGAAAUGAUAAUAACUGUGAAGAUAAUUUGGACUACUUUUUAGGAGAGGUUAUACAUCCAUAUCAAGCUGAGUCAGAUGCUGAGUUGAGUUUAACAGUUGGGGACUACGUUGUUGUUCGAAAGGUGUCAAGCAAUGGUUGGGCGGAAGGAGAAUGUCAAGGGAAGGCAGGUUGGUUUCCGUUGGAGUAUGUAGAACGCCGAGAUCGGAUUCUUGGUAGCAAGUAAGGUGGCUCAAGUUUUAGUAAUUAGCAUUUAGCAAGAUUUAUGAACAUUUAUAUUUUGUGCUUCUUCUUCUUCUUUUGUCACUUUAGUUAGUGGUUUUAGAUUCCAUGUGUUGUCUUUACUCUUUAGAAUGGAAUUAUUAGCUUAUUUGUCAUGGGAGUAACUACUAUCUAUACUAUAGGAGAUAACUUUAUUGGAGUUAAAAUUGCUAAAUGGGGGGCAUUUUAGUAUCCCCAGGACCCAACCCAAGUGGAUGCCAGUUGGUAGUGCUAAAAUGUGUGUUUGGGGUAA
Molecule: messenger RNA, 1491 nt
Organism: Lactuca sativa (garden lettuce)
Lineage: Eukaryota; Viridiplantae; Streptophyta; Magnoliopsida; Asterales; Asteraceae
Product: SH3 domain-containing protein 2
Molecular function (GO): protein binding
Source: RefSeq, a predicted model, not a curated record